Molecule: messenger RNA, 775 nt
Organism: Echinops telfairi (small Madagascar hedgehog)
Lineage: Eukaryota; Metazoa; Chordata; Mammalia; Afrosoricida; Tenrecidae
Gene: OAZ1
Product: ornithine decarboxylase antizyme 1
Exons: 4
Biological process (GO): positive regulation of protein catabolic process
Cellular component (GO): nucleus; cytoplasm
Molecular function (GO): ornithine decarboxylase inhibitor activity
Source: RefSeq, a predicted model, not a curated record
CCAGGCUCCCCCUCAAUUGCUGUAGUAACCUGGGUCCAGGGCCUCGGUGGUGUUCCUGAUGCCCCUCACCCACCCCUGAAGAUCCCAGGUGGGCGAGGGGAUAGUCAGAGGGAUCACAAUCUUUCAGCCAAGUUAUUUUACUCGGAUAAUCGGCUGACAGUAACAGAGGAACUAGCGUCUAAUGACAAGACCAGGAUUCUUAACGUCCAGUCCAGGCUCACGGAGUCCAAACAUGUCACCUGGAGGGCUGUGUUGAGCGGCGGCAGCCUCUACAUCGAGAUGCCAGGUGGUGCCCUGCCCGAGGGGAGCAAAGACAGCCUCGCCGUGCUCCUCGAGUUUGCCGAGGAGCAGCUCCGCGUGGAUCACGUCUUCAUUUGCUUCCACAAGAACAGAGAUGACAGAGCCGCCUUGCUCCGUACCUUCAGCUUUCUGGGCUUUGAGAUUGUGAGACCGGGGCAUCCCCUUGUCCCCAAGAGACCCGACGCCUGCUUCAUGGUCUACACGCUGGAGAGGGACUCCUCAGAGGAGGAGUAGCCGAGCUGCCGCCAGCCCCACCAUCUGCAGAGGCAGGCCAGUCCGAUGGCCUUGCCCACCGGCUGAGUCCCUGUGGGUGGGCUGGGGUGCCCCAGCUGCCCCCUCUUCCCAGGUGUGUCCGCAUGUUGUAAUUGUGCAAAUAAACGCUCACUCCAAAUCAGCAGUGUAUUCCUGGAAGUUUAAUAUUGUGUUUGUGAUACUGAAGUAUUUGCUUUAAUUCUAAAUAAAAGUUUCUAUUUUA